AUUUGAAUCCACAUCACAGUAGAAACUUCAGAGAGCCCACUUCAGUUGCCAAAUUCUGUCAUGGAGAUGGCCUAAAGAAGCAUUUCUACAAGAAAAGCUGCCCUCAAGCUGAGGAUAUCAUUGGAAAAGUGGUUUGGAAAAAUGUAGCCCAGGAUGCAACAGUUCCUGCUGGAUGCUGUGAUGGGUUAGUUUUAUUGAACUCUACCAAAGAUCAUUCGGCUGAGAGGGAUACAAAACCAAACCUAACUCUGGACAGUUUCGAAGUUGUUGAUGAGGCCAAGGAUGCAGUGGAGAAGGCUUGCCCUGGAGUUUUUCUAGUUAUGUUCAAUCUUCGAUUCAUUCAGAUUUGCAUUGCAUUGAUGUAUGAAUUCUUUCUUCAAAUUGGUAUUUUACUUUGUUGC
Nelumbo nucifera (sacred lotus) is the source of this 401-nucleotide messenger RNA. Lineage: Eukaryota; Viridiplantae; Streptophyta; Magnoliopsida; Proteales; Nelumbonaceae. The record is from RefSeq and is a predicted model, not a curated record.